GUGUAGUUCCAGUAACUUCUCAAAACUCGCGGGAUGCUGAGAAUUAGUAGAAACUAUUUUACAGUACCUCCAUUGGUAGAUAGACGUCACGAUUUCUUCUUUUUCGAAAAUCUGCUCAAUUCUUGAUAUAUUAAAAAACGACAUGUUAUUACCUAACUUCAUUCGAUUUGUCAAACCGACUCAAAAACCGCUUUUUUCAUUCACUUUCUUGCUGUCAUUGAGGAACAACCCAAAAUUGUUUAUAACCAGUUCAAUAAAAAUGAAUCGACCAAAAGUUUUGAUUACUAGACCAGAUAUACCGGUUGCAGGAUUAAAUUUAUUACAAGAACAAUGUGACAUUAUCCUCUGGGAAAAACCAGAACCAAUACCAAGAUCUGUAUUAUUAUCAAAAGUACAAAAUGUUGAUGGAGUUUAUUGUUUACUAACAGACAAAAUAGAUGAUGAAGUCUUAAAUGCUGCAGGACCACUAUUAAAAGUAGUUGGUACUAUGUCAGUUGGAGUUGACCACUUGGAUUUGAAAGCUUUAAAAGAUAGGAACAUCAAAGUAGGUUAUACACCUGGAAUUUUAACAGAUGCAACAGCUGAACUGACUAUAGGAUUAUUAUUAGCUACAUCUAGGCGACUAGUGGAAGCAAACAGAGCUAUUUACAAGGGAGAAUGGAAAGCAUGGUCACCUACUUGGAUGUGCGGCCCUGGUUUAUCUGGUUCUACAGUUGGAAUAGUAGGCCUAGGUCGUAUUGGUAUUCAAGUGGCUAAAAUCCUCAAAGGUUUUAACAUUGCAAAAAUAUUAUAUACAAGUAGAACUGUUAAACAAGAAGCAUCUGAAUUUGGAGGAGAAAAAGUAAAACUUGAUGAACUAUUACAAGAAAGUGACUUUGUUAUUGCGACAACAGCCUUAGCACCAGAAACAAGACAAAUGUUCAAUGAGGAUACAUUUAAAAAGAUGAAAAGAUCUGGUAUAUUCAUUAACGUUAGUAGGGGAGAAGUUGUUGAUCAGGUUGCUUUAAUAGAAGCUCUAAAAAAGGGAACAAUUAGAGCAGCUGGAUUAGACGUUAUGACUCCAGAACCCAUUCCAUUAGAUAGCGAAUUAUUAAAAUUGGAUAAUUGUGUGGUAUUACCUCAUAUUGGUAGUGCUGCUACAGAAACACGGGAAGAGAUGUCGAGGAUUACUGCAAAAAACAUUUUAGCAGUUCUGAAAGGAACACCAAACGAAAUGCCCAGUCCACUUCAAAUAUAAACAUUGUAAAAUAUUGAAACUAUAUGUAUAAGUCGUAUAUCCAGUACAUUUAUUAAUAUUUUGUACUUACAUGCACAUAUGUAUAAAUUGAUGGAUAUACUUUAAAACAUUUAUACAACGUUUGAGGAAUAUAUUAGAUUAUAUUGUUACUAACAUUU
This is a messenger RNA of Nomia melanderi (Alkali bee), 1395 nucleotides long. RefSeq names its product glyoxylate reductase/hydroxypyruvate reductase. Gene Ontology annotation, cellular component: cytosol. NCBI's taxonomy places the organism in Eukaryota, Metazoa, Arthropoda, Insecta, Hymenoptera, Halictidae. The record is from RefSeq and is a predicted model, not a curated record. Gene Ontology annotation, molecular function: NAD binding; hydroxypyruvate reductase (NADH) activity; glyoxylate reductase (NADPH) activity.